This is a messenger RNA of Tricharina praecox, 1266 nucleotides long. RefSeq names its product ribosomal subunit 39S-domain-containing protein. Bases 43 to 1137 code for a protein of 364 amino acids. NCBI's taxonomy places the organism in Eukaryota, Fungi, Ascomycota, Pezizomycetes, Pezizales, Pyronemataceae. The record is from RefSeq and is a predicted model, not a curated record. Gene Ontology annotation, cellular component: mitochondrion. The transcript has 3 exons.
CACACUCCCGGCCAGGCCAGCUCUACUCAAUUCACAACCACCAUGCGCCGCGCGAUACUGUCCCGUCUCACCCGGCCCUGCGCCUGCACGCGCCGUCCUAUUCUCGCGUCCACCGCCGCCACCACAAUCUCGCAAUCCGCACGCUUCGCCUCCGACAGCCCGUCCAUCACCGAGCGCAUCCGUCGGAACCUCUGGGGCACCGAUGCUCCACCGGGCCCGAACGAUCCGUACAAGCGGAUUCCUUCCACCGGCGCAAAGGUCGUUGAGAAUAGCGAGAUAGAGAUAGAUCCCGAGUACCGCGAGGCGCUGGAUGCAAGGGGACUGCCCAUUGCUGGACUGGAAAAGCUGAGUGACAUGUGGCUUAUUGUUCCGUUUGCACCGAAAACGGAGACGGUGCUGCAGACCGAGGAUAUACAUCGUGCCCUUCAUCGGGCUGUCGUUGAGGUGUUCACGCUGCGAUUGAAUGGGAGGAGUCCGGUAACGGAGAUUGGAAUUAAUACGCCUACGACACCGGAGACUGCUACGGGAGAUGUGGAGAUUGUAGUUACGGAGAGUGGUGAGGUGCGUGUUGAGUUUGCAGGGCCGGAGGUAGAGGAGGCGAUUUUAAACUCGCUUGUGCCUCUUGCCGAGGAGGUGGAGGUGGAGGUGGAGGCAGAUAUUGUUGCCGAAACGGAGGUCGUGGCUGAGACCGCUGAGGCGGCAGAAACAGCCGUGGAAGCAGAGUUUAUGGUCGAGUCAGAUGAGCCACGGCCUCAGUGGCUCGAGCAGGGCCUCAGGGGCGAGGGCUGGGUCAGGCUACCAAUAUCGCAAGAACAAGUCAAGUUCGCGAUCAUCAAACGUGUUCUCCAGCUCACCGGCCAGCGCAUUCCCGACGCCGUAGCAACACAAACCAACACCGUCUUGGACCUCUUGAGACACCUUAUCACUCCCCCUCCGCCUAAAAAGCUCGCCGACGCACUGGUGGAGACUGAGCUCGCCGAGCUUCCGAACGUAAAGCUGUUCUCGUCACGGAUAAAGCCCAUGGACAAGGAGCGGGUCAUUGGUCGGGCUAGGCCUAUCGAGCAGGUGGUUGAUUACACUUACGAAGGCAUUGACAAACCACAAAAGGCUUUCAAAGGGCAUGUGGUGUACCGCUGAGAGGUUGUGGUUUGGUAGACGGUGUAUUGUAAUAUAGUCGGGGAAGGAUGGGCAAUUUACGGUACCUAGAUAGAUCCUUGGGCUCGGUCCUGCUGCCGAAAUUGGUUUCACAUCACUCAAGCUUUGGAG